CAUUCAGUCACUGUCUUUCUAUCUAGAAAUGGACAGCACAUGCUUUCCUUCUUUGAUCUCACCGAAGUUCUGAGAAAGAAUUACACGUUUUGUUGUUUUAGGAUCACCGUGUGUUUUACUGAGGGGUUUUCUGUGUCCGCAUGCGCGUGCAGGAGUGUGAGGGACUUUCCUUGAAAGAGAAAAAGAAAGGCACGUAGGAGAUGAUCCCUGUCAUGCACCUGUAAUGCUCCCAGAUUUCCUGGACACCUGGAGUGAUCGCUGGAGCGUGAAGAGCGCGGAAUGACCACUAGAUGUCUUUCACUAUGACAAGGGGAAUCACAGCAUAGAUCAACAGUGAAACAUGGAGUGAAGCGUUUUGCGCACCGGUCAGGAAGGAUGCCCGAGCGAAGAUGUGCAGCAGCCGGAAGAUCAUCUGGAGUUUGUUGGUUCUGUCGACGCUGGAGAUAGGGCUCGGGGUGUCCAGCAUCGUCCUGGGCGCGGUGGGCAUCAUCCGGGCGAAAGCCGAGCACAAGACCCAGCAGGGCGACGCUUCUCCGGUAUGGAGCGGAGUGUGUUUUCUUAUCUGCGGGCUGUGUGGCAUGCUGUGUGCACGGAAGAGGACAGGACUGAUUAUGAUCCUAUUUUCCUCCUGCUGCAUUUGUGGCUUAAUUGGCGGAAUCCUGAACUUCCAGUUUGUCCGCGCACUGGUCAAGCGUCCGGACACCAUGCGCUCUCUUCAUCUGGCCGUCAUGUCUCUAGCGUGUCUGGGCAUCAGCAGCUGCACGCUGUCCACGUGGUUGACCUGCAGACUGGCCAGCAGCGAACAGCAGCGCAUGUUUCUGGAGAGAGAACAUUCACUCCAUCACUCGCACGAGAUGGCAGAGAAGGUACGACAGGAGCUGGAGGUUUUGGAUAACACCAGCAAUGCCAUCUCUCAAAUCUCCUACAACGGGCGGAGCGCUUCUCCAUGACGGCUCGCCGCCCACACACUCUCGCCUGCACAGUUCUUCACUCUGAUUGGCUGAGUCGAUCUGACAGGGGAAGCAGAGACUGUAGACGCAGCGUCAGAUGUAUUGAACAGACAGACAGCCAAUCAGUGUCCAGUUACCUGAUGACCUCAGGAGACCUUGACAACCAGCGUACAGAAAAGAUAUUUGAGUACAAAACAAGCAUGCAAAUGAUCUUCUCUCUCUUUCUGUAACUCUUCCUCUCUUCCUGUAUCUAGAUAAAGGGAAUGUUGAAUCUGAAAUUGUAAUCCUGAUAUUGUAUGGUAUACCGAAUGCUUUUAUCCUGACCAUAUCAAAUGCCUGUAAAGAUAUUUAUUCAUUUACAGUAUUUUUAUAUAGGGGCUUCAUAUGAAAAUGAAAUAAAGAUGUCAA
Messenger RNA from Pimephales promelas (fathead minnow), 1358 nucleotides. NCBI's taxonomy places the organism in Eukaryota, Metazoa, Chordata, Actinopteri, Cypriniformes, Leuciscidae. The record is from RefSeq and is a predicted model, not a curated record.